UAUUUCCUGUAAAAUUUACAUUUUUGCAGCCAGUGUAGAUCGGUUGCCGCUAAGUAGAGAGGAGAAACUGUCCAUUUGAGCUAAAAGCCGGUAUAUUAUAAACAAACAUAAUGUCGGCGGUUGGAGGUCCAGGGGGACCCCCCAAUGCACCAGCUCAGCCUAGCAAACGUCUACAGCAAACACAGGCACAAGUCGAUGAGGUUGUGGAUAUUAUGAGAGUGAAUGUGGACAAGGUAUUGGAGAGAGAUCAGAAAAUUUCAGAACUUGAUGACAGAGCAGAUGCUCUACAGGCAGGUGCCUCACAGUUUGAGGCCAGUGCUGGCAAGCUCAAAAGGAAGUUCUGGUGGAAGAAUUGCAAGAUGUGGUUGAUACUGAUUAGUGUUAUUGUUGUAAUAAUCAUCAUUAUUGCCGUUUGGGUGGCGACAAGUCAAGGAGGAAACAGUUCACCAGAUACCACUCCUAAACCUUGAUCUUCUGGACUGCAGACUUCUGGUGCAAACACUAAAAACUCUGUCUUGCUGGUCAGUGUGUUAUCACUGACCAGUGUCUUCUUUACUCUCCAAAAGAACAAUGGGAACACUUCCUUUUUCAUUUAAGAUUGAUGUCAUUUACAUAUUUUUAUAAAGAUGUGUAUUUGACAUGACUCUAAUGAUUUGCUUGUGUAUGAUUCUAAGCUGGUUUGUUAACAUCCUUCUGGGAUAUAUGUCAUGAACAACUAUAUUGUACAGAUGCAAUAUGGCAUUUCACAUGUUUAUAUGGCAUAUUUACACAUAUGCCGUUGGCAAUGUUUGGCGGUUCAUCUGUGUCAUUGGCAUAUUUGGUGUUCAUCUGUGUCAUUAACAUGUUUUGUAACAUCUGUGUCAUUGACAUGUUUGGUGUUACAUCUGUGUCACUGAUAUGUUUGGUUAAAAAUUACAUCUGUGUCAUUGACAUGUUUAGUGUUGCAUCAGUGUCAUUGACAUGUUUAGUGUUGCAUCUGUGUCAUUGGCAUGUUUAGUGUUGCAUCAGUGUCAUUGAUAUGCUUGGUGUGGCUUUUGUGUCAUUGACAUGCAUAUCAUUGACAUUCUGGGUGUGGCAUCUGCAUCAUUUACAUGUUUGUUUUCGUUUGAUAAGGACAGGAGUGUUUCUAUUGAUCUUGAAAUAAAACUAGUAUUUACAAUAUUAAUGUGAAAUAGUGUAGUCAAGUGGGGAAAUUUGACAUGCUGUCCCGCUUUGCAGGAUACAGCAUGUUGUUAGGGGAGAUCAUUCUGUAGAAGUAAGGGGAGACAACUAGAUAGAUGCCACAAUGUUGGGUGUACGGUGUAGAGAGAGAAGUAGUACAUUUCAGUCAUAUUUAUUGUUAUACUGUAUAUACCAUACUAAUGAAUGAGGAUAGUUCUGAAACACGACAGUUGUGGUAGCACACAGUCAUUAAUGAUGAUGAUGAUAGUUUUUCAGGCAAUGAAAUUAAACACACUCUUCACGGUCUUUCUUGAAUUUUGUGUAUCUUUGGAAAUUUGAAGUAAGCAAGUUAUUACCAGUCUGGUAUGUCUUUUUAGUUCACAAUUUCAAAUAUUUUGAUUACAUUUGAAAAAAGUGAAAUUUGAUGAAAGUUGUAGUGAAAUUGCGGUUAUUCCCAUUGUGUGAUAAUUAGGGUAAUGUCCUAGAUUGUAUUGGAAAAAUGAACCAGGAUGAAAUAUGCUGUGAGAUUGAGAUAAUCUGUUAUAUAACAGAACCAACACUCUUUAGAUGUGACUUUGCCAACAAUUAUAAAUUAAGCUUCAGUUUCAGCUAAGUACACAUGUAGCCUGAUUAAUAUGGUUGUGAUGUUGACAAUAUAUAUAGGUCAAAGGUCAAUCUUUAAAAUUCCUACAAUGUUAAACAGUGUUAUAUUCAUAAGUGCUAAAGAUACGCAAAUCUAGAUGUUUUACAGUUUCAUUCUUUAUUUAUUUCUCAAUUGUAAAUAAAUAACCAGAAUCUCUAUCAUCCUGUCAUCUGGUCGUUUUCAGAUUCAAGUUCAUUCUAUAUAGACCUUUAUAAUCAUAUACCCUUUCUAUAAAGAUGCUAGCUUAAAAGAAAUAGCAGAUAAUUAAAUGGUAGAACAGGUCAGGGUUCAAACUUAUAUAGUUGUAUAUGCUUUCAGAACUCCAUACAGAUAUUGUGAUAGCCGAAGUAAAUGUUCUCGGAAUCAAAGAUAAAUCUCUGCCACUGUUAAUGAUUUCAUGUUAGAAUUGGUUAACAUUGAUGUUUCAAUGUACAAGAUAUAAUAUAUUGAUUUGAUUAUAAACUUUAUUUUUCCCUUGUUUUAGUCCCUGUAUGUUUACUGUUAACAGUGUGUGUGCCACGUUUUUUUUUCUACUGUUUGCAGUAGAUACUGUAUAUUGUAGUAGAGGCUGUUCCUGGGUACGAAGUAGAAACACAAGGAGGAAACAAAUGAACCUUGUGUGUAAUUAUAAAUCUAGAUGAGAAAAAAAAAUCUCUAGUUGGAGAAAUAAAUCCUAACAAGUUCAUUUGUGUUGUGGUUCAUGGGCUAUAUUACAGAAUGAUACCUGGUGUAAUCAGGGCCCUCUUAAACAAAGUUAGCUUAAUUUUUAAAACGUAAAAUAAGUGCCCUGAUGAAAGCCUGACAAAACUAAAUUAUAUCUUCGAACAGCUGUAGAAGAAAGUAGUAUAUACUAAUUGGUAAACUGGCUUUAGGAGUUGUUCCUGUCAUGUUUGUUUAAGAGUUACAUGUGUAUGUUGGCCGGAGAUACACUUGCGAUGAUAUCCUAAUUCCUGUGUUUGUUAUACAGUUUCACUUGUGGUGAGAUCCUACCUCCUUUGUUUGUUUAAAAAAGGGAGCUCUGUUUUAACAAAGGAGAUAUUGUGUAUAAAGGAAAUUCUACAUUUGGCUUUCAUUCUGACAAAAUUAAGUAGUUAUGGAGGCUUAUCAAAUGACCAUCUCCUGACAGAUUCCAUAAAUUGCACUGAAUCAGUCCUAAACAAUUUCUUUUUCCUCUAAUUUUUCAGCAAAUGAAUGAGAUUCUUACGGAGUUACGGAAGUCUUUGAUCAUGUUUAUGUACCUGCAUUACUUUGAAUAAAACUUCGCUAACACAUGAUUAGAGCUAAAAGUCUUUCAAAAGAGAGGAUAUAACAAACAUUCAUGUGGAUUUAACAUUUCAUUCAUGUACCAGGCAAAAUAUGUCAUCUUCAAAACCAUGAGUUGUUGAGGUUAAAGGUUAAUAUUUCAUACGUUAAAUGAUAUAGCCAAGUGUUGUUAAACCCAAUAUUUAACAAGAUGUCCAGAACACUAAAGAUAAAUCAUUCCAGUGUUAUGUUGAGUGUCAGUUAGUUAGUUAAUCAAGUCAUAGUUCUUCAUCAUGAUGUGUCUAAGGUUGAUUAUACUUACAUAUACCCCAUAUAAGAAUCUGUGUCUGACAUGAUUUCACAUUUUCUCAAUCAUCAUUAAUGCAGAUUUCCUUUUUUUUAUCUGUUCAGCUGUAUUUGUCAAGAUUUGUCAAGAAAUUGGUAUCAACUGAAAGCAUAUACUAUUGACUAUUUCAAUGAUAAUCAGCCUGUGACCGGCUCCCGAACAUUCCAUAACAUGUCAAUAAUAGUUUGUACCUACAGUUGUUCUUAUGUAUUAAAUUCUGUAGUUCAUAGGUUUCUGUGUAGCAUCAGUAAACCUCCAGUUCAUAAUCACUUGUAAGUUGACCCGUCAACACUCAUAGUAAUACAGGAACUGGCAUUGUUAUAGUGGAGAGAUUCUCCAUUUUUCUUUUAAGCUCGAAGCGUAAACAUACCAAUAGACAAUGAGAUUUGGUGUUGCAAACAUAUUGCCACUAUCAGCAGUUUAAGAAGUCAUAACGCAGAAAAGCCUGUUCCAACAAUACAUCAUAGUUAUGAUAUUUUACAGUUUGAUAAGCUAGUGUUGAAGGUUUCUAACAAUAUUAAUAAAGAAUUCUAUGCAUUCUACUUAAGAGUAUAAAUCAGAAUUUAAGAUUGAAGACUUUAAAAUUAAAAAAUAAUUCAAAUUGCCAAAAAAUAAGCAUCAUACAUACUUUUUACCAUUUAAUACAAAGAUGUCCCAGUCACAAAUAAAUUAAAUCCGACAGCUUCUUCCUACUGUAGCUUAGUACAAAUCAUUGUGCAAUAUUCAAUUGGCAUGUAUGAUUAACAAUGUGUAAACAGAGUUAGAGAUACAUUGAUACCCUUGGAAAUAUUGCUGCUGGAAAUAUAAGGACCCGUCUUGAUUUUGUUGUAGCUUAGCACGCCCGUCAUGCAAAUUGUUUAAAAUUUACGUUUGUUUUUGAAAUUUGUUGAUAUUUAUCAACACAUAUUUAUAUAUGUGUUUGUACAUAAUAUACUAUUUAGUUAUAUAUAUAAGAAUCUUGUUGAUGCUGUGUAAAGUAUGUGUUAUAGAUCAUUGUGAGUUAGUGAUAUGUGUAACGAAUCUUAGACCACAGGUGAGAGAGAUUGUGCACUAUUGUUAUUGUACCCGUUACAUUGGUCUGGUCAUCAUCCAACAUAGAUCAGGAAAACAGCAUACUGACCACCCUGUUCAGUUCACUCUCUAAAUCGCACCAAAAAAAAAGUGAAAAAGUAUGUGAAAUGAGAACCAAUCAAUAAAAAUGCAACAGGCUUCAUCGUCAAGCUUUAAACUUAACAAAAACAUGAAAGAUGAUAGACAUUUUUCAGAUAUCUGAACAAUUCUAUUGGCAGACUGGGUAUAUCUUUAUAUGAUUUUUACCAGUAUAAACCCACUGAAGAUGCAUGGCCACAAGAGAAAAUUUUAGUUUGUGUAUCAAGAAAUCUUCUGAUUGGUGUAUAAUGAGACUAAACUGAAAUGUUAUGUAUGUGACAAACAGUGUGGGUACAUUUAUAAUUAUCUUGUAUAUUUUAUUUAUGUGAUCUUAAAUAAUAACUGAAACAUGUUUGCAGAAAAUUCACAAAAAUAAGAUUGUUGAGAUUAGAGCACCUUGUCAAACACCAUAUUCAGGAGAGGAUUUAAAUGAGUUACUGAAUGAACAUUCUGUAUUAAUUGGUUAAUCCUCUAGUUGAAAGUUACAUUAUAAUGUAUAUAUUUGUGAAUUUUCUGCCAGUAACUGAAGCCUUUUAAAGCUACGUAGUGUAAAAAGGUGAUGUUUUUUUGUGUUAUGGUUCUGUUCAGAUCUUGUGAUUCCAACUUAAUGUAUUAGUAUUCACCAGAAUGUUUCCACUGUUUCUGUAAUGGAUCUGUAUUGAGGAAAUAAAGGCAUCUGUGUACAUAGCUUA
Ylistrum balloti is the source of this 5233-nucleotide messenger RNA. Its product is annotated as vesicle-associated membrane protein 3-like. The transcript has 6 exons. Gene Ontology annotation, biological process: SNARE complex assembly; vesicle-mediated transport; vesicle fusion. Gene Ontology annotation, cellular component: SNARE complex; plasma membrane. The record is from RefSeq and is a predicted model, not a curated record. Lineage: Eukaryota; Metazoa; Mollusca; Bivalvia; Pectinida; Pectinidae. The coding region runs from base 111 to 470 and encodes 119 amino acids. Gene Ontology annotation, molecular function: syntaxin-1 binding; SNAP receptor activity.